This is a messenger RNA of Arachis duranensis, 1256 nucleotides long. RefSeq names its product BAHD acyltransferase At5g47980-like. Lineage: Eukaryota; Viridiplantae; Streptophyta; Magnoliopsida; Fabales; Fabaceae. The record is from RefSeq and is a predicted model, not a curated record.
AUAAGUAAUUAAGAUAAUAAAGAACUUGGCCGUCUUCAACGAGCAGAAACAAAAUGAAUUUGGAGUGCAUAUCCAGAAAAUGCAUAAAACCAUCAUCACCAACGCCUCCAAACCUUCAAAUCUUCAACAUGUCUCUUCUGGACCAGCUUUCCCCUAACCUCCGAGACGCCGCCACCAUCCACUGCAACGACCAAGGAGCCUUCUUCAUCCAAUCACGAACCCAAACACCUCUCUCUCAGAUCCUCUCCCCCCCUAACUUCGAUGUCAUCCAGAAUCUUCUCCCUACCACCCACUCCGACUCCUUGCUCCUUGUCCGCUUUACCUUGUUCGGUUGCGGCGCCACCGCCAUCACCAUCUCCCUCACUCACAAGAUCGCUGACUUCGCAGCCUUGAUCACUCUCCUCAAGGCAUGGACCGCCGCCUGCAUUGGCGGAGACACCCAGCCGGUGGUCCCCGAACUCGCCAUCGGAUCUGCUCUCUUCCCUCCGAGAGAGAUUCUUCCCGCCGGGAUGUCAGCCUCCGUGAAGAUCGCGGCGGAGAAGUUCACGACGAGGAGGCUGAUUUUCGAGUCUUGGAAGGUAGAAGAGCUGAAGAAGAGGGUGAAAAGCGAGCUUCAGUUUGAGGCGUCGAGGGUUGAGGUGGUGCUUGGUCUCAUUUGGAGAUGCGCAUUGUUAACUUCAAAACGUAAAACGCCUUCAACCUUGUUCCAGGCAGUGAACCUGCGACGACGAAUGGAACCUCCGAUUCCAGAGACGGCGUUGGGGAACUUGGUGUGGGCGUUUGCAGUGACUGUGGAGGAGGAGUGCGAGGUAGAGUUGCAGGUGGUAGUAAAGAAGAUGAGGGAUUGUUUGAAGGAAUUCAUGGAGAGGAAAGGCGAAAGGUUGAAUAAUUCAGAAGGUAGGUGUGAGGUGGUGAUGGAGGAUUUGAAGGAGAGGGGUGAGAUGUUGAAGAAGAGUGGUAGUGUGGUGUAUAAGUGUUCGAGUUGGUGCAAGGUUGGAUCAUCACUGUAUGAGGUUGAUUUUGGGUGGGGGAAGCCGCUUUGGAUGUGCAGCGUCAACAACAUAGUGAGUAACACCGUUGCUUUGAUGGAUACAAGGGAUGGGCAUGGCGUCGAAGCUUUUGUCACCUUGGAUCAUCAACACAUGGAUUCCUUUCAACAAUCUCAGGAACUCCUUCACUAUGCUUUGCUUAAUCCCCCUCUUCUGUAAUCAUGCCUCUAUCCCAAGUUUAAAAUAAAAUCAGGGACAAAUUAAAGA